Molecule: messenger RNA, 2998 nt
Organism: Esox lucius (northern pike)
Lineage: Eukaryota; Metazoa; Chordata; Actinopteri; Esociformes; Esocidae
Gene: pacsin3
Product: protein kinase C and casein kinase substrate in neurons 3
Exons: 11
Coding region: 579-1892 (437 amino acids)
Biological process (GO): regulation of endocytosis; plasma membrane tubulation; cytoskeleton organization
Cellular component (GO): endosome; cytoplasm; plasma membrane
Molecular function (GO): protein binding; phospholipid binding
Source: RefSeq, a predicted model, not a curated record
GGUUAACGCCUGUAAUUGGAUGAAUGGAUGUGGCUCCGGCUCGCCACAGCAUCUGAUUACAGCGGUAGAGCUUUUCAGAACAACCAGGAGGGUUGCUUUUGGGUAUCGUAACCUGGUCGUCAGAUAGCACACGUUUAGUGACUUGUAAUACUGUUUGACAAAAGCAGAUUUGACCAAUACUGGCGAUGCUGGACUUUUAUUUAAUGUGGCAGGACAUCGAAUUAUUUUAAUUUCGUUGCAAUGGCAGAGCGGUAUCUACGACCGCUUUCGUUGUCUUCGGGAACGUUUAGAAACGAAUUUGUUCAUGCACUUUCGGACAUGAAGAGAUAACACGGUUUUGGCAUCUCUCUCCUGUUUGUUUAUUAAAGGAUUGCUCUGGGGACUUUUUUCUCCGGAAUUGAUAACUAACUGUAGGCUCCUGAAGUACGGAUUGAAGAAGCCUUUGAAAGCAGCAACAGGGACACAGAGAAAGCCAAGUUCCUGGACAGGGACAUCUUGGACCUCAUCCCAUCUUUUUUAAUUUCAUCUUGGUUUAACAGAUAGCCGCCAUCAUUCCGUGCUGUAAAGGCGACCCCGAAAUGUCUUCAAAUGGAGACCUGCGAGACGCCGGGAGCUACGAAAGCUUCUGGGAGCCAGGCAACUACAAGCGGACAGUGAAGCGCAUCGACGAUGGACACAAGCUGUGCAACGAGCUGGUCAGCUGCUUCACUGAGCGGGCCAAGAUUGAGAAGAGCUAUUCCCAACAGCUGGGUGACUGGGCAAAGAAGUGGCGAGGCGUUGUGGAGAAAGGACCUCAGUAUGGGACCCUUGAGAAGGCGUGGCACGCCUUCAUGAAUGCCGCUGAUCGGCUGAGCGAGAUCCACAUGGAGCUGAAGGAGCACCUUGCCGUGGAAGACAGCGAGAAGGUCCGUAACUGGCAGAAAGAUGCCUUCCACAAGCAGAUGAUCGGAGGGUUCCGCGAGACAAAGGAUGCUGAUGAAGGAUUCCGCAAGGCACAGAAACCCUGGGUCCGGAAAUUGAAAGACGUGGAGUCAUCGAAGAAGAGUUACCACCAAGCUCGUAAGGAGGAGAAGACAGCUUUGACUCGUGAGACCCAUGCCAAGGCUGACCCCACCAAGUCACAGGAAGAAGUCCGUAAAUUUACAGACCGUGUCGAGAAAUGUACACAGGAAGCCGAAAAGGCGAAGGAUCGCUAUGAAAAGGCUUUGGAGGAGCUAAACCGCUGUAACCCGCGCUACAUGGAGGAUAUGGAACAAGUGUUUGAGAUCACCCAGGAGGCUGAGAAGAACCGGCUAUGCUUCUUCAAGGAGAUCCUGCUGGACAUCCACAAACACCUAGAUCUUUCCACCAGUGAUGGAUUCAAGGCCCUGUACCGCGACCUGGGCCAGACUAUCACUGCAGCCAAUGACAGCGAAGACCUGAGGUGGUGGAGGAACACCCACGGACCUGGCAUGAGCAUGAACUGGCCCCAGUUUGAGGAGUGGUCCCCUGAGUCAAACCGCUCCAUCUCCAAUCAGAAGGCGAAGAACAACCGGGCACAUGAUGUAGUCACCCUGACCAACAUUGUACCUUCAAGCGAGGAGGCACCCCAGACCCCUCAGGAGACCACUAGGGGGGUUAAAGAUUACUCCUCAGAUUGGUCUGAUGAAGACAUCCCCAAGAAGGUCUUCGCUGCUAAUGGGCUGGAGGAGGAGGAGAAGGUAGAAGGUGUACGAGUUAGAGCUCUGUAUGAUUACACAGGGCAGGAGGCGGAUGAGCUGAGCUUUAAAGCAGGUGAAGAGCUAAUGAAGAUGGGUGAGGAGGACGAGCAGGGUUGGUGCAAAGGGCAGCUGGCCAACGGUGAAGUGGGCCUCUACCCUGCUAACUACGUCCAGGCUGUCCCGUCCCGAUGACCGCCUAGCUGCCGUGGGCUACAACGCAGUUAACGGUACUUCAAUAGUACAGGCAUCACGAGAAUUGGCGCCAGACAACAAUGAACACCUACAACAGUGCCGUGAGUCCACUAAAUGACCGGCCAUGCUCGGUUUCACCGAGAUGGCGGUUCAUUUCAAGGAUAAUGAAACCCAAGUACAGUUCGAAUUAAAACAUAUGUUUCCUUAACUAACUAAAGGAUUAGUAACAAGUAUGGAGAUCUUCAAACUAUAAAGGUUUUCCUCAGUCUUUGUGAGAUACAUCACCAUUAGAGUGCCUUUGAAAAGGAUGCCAGGGAAGGACAUUUGCACAGCUCUCUCUGCCAUGUGACUGGCAGGCAGCACUCAAAACCAGAAACUGUGACGAUUUGAGCGACCACCACAGAACACCAAACAUGGCAAGUUAAUUCCUAAUCGACAGAGGAUACCCCCGCAAGGAUGCAGAAGUGAUCUCACUUUUCAGUCAUGUAUCAAAAUGUUGUAGUAGCUUUCCCUCAAAGCACAACUCACUUGAAGUAUUUAUUAAGUUGAGACGGUAUGCACAAUUGUUCACCUGCUACUAGUGUUUAUUUUCCCACAAGUACCUUGUGUAAAUAUAUAUUUUUUUCUCCUAAUAGUAGGUUUAAGUAAGUAGAGACUAUUGAUAUGGGUUUUGUUUUGGAUAGUUAGUUGAUCAAGGUAACAGUACAUUAAAACCUACAUUGGUUUAUGUUUUUAUUUUUGUUAAGAUAGCCAUACUUGGAUCAGAUAAGGGCUAUGAGAGUAAUUCCAUAUUGCCUCAUCUUUUUUUAUUAUAAUUAAAGUAGUCAGACUUAUUUGCAUUGUAAUGUAUUUUUCUCAUUUAAAUCAUUUGAAUUCCUUUUUAUAGACUUAACCAACUAAACCAGGGAGAGUAAGACUUAGUUGAUUUAAACCUGUGGAAUGAUGCUGGUGUGUGCAGCUUUGAGGCUGUUUAUGGGCAAUGGAAAACAAGACUAUUGUCUUUACAGCUCACUGUAUUUUCACUGUUAGCAUGGCUUUACAUGAAUCCACUGUAGCAAUCAAUGAGCUUAUCUAUGUUCAAUUACAAAAUAAACUUUUAAAUGAAA